Molecule: messenger RNA, 264 nt
Organism: Colletotrichum lupini
Lineage: Eukaryota; Fungi; Ascomycota; Sordariomycetes; Glomerellales; Glomerellaceae
Exons: 1
Coding region: 1-264 (87 amino acids)
Source: RefSeq, a predicted model, not a curated record
AUGAGGAUUGGAUGCCUGCUCUCAGCCUCCGAAGCUCGCUUCCACGGCAAACAUUCGGUCCCUCUACGUCUUCGUCGUUAUUUUCUCUCCGCGCUUUCACGAUGUUCAAUCGUCUUGGAUCGCGGUGGCCUCGGUUUCCGAUCUAUCCUUACUAAAUCGAGACCCAUUGCGCGUCCCUCCAUCCCUCUUGCCCAGCCUUUUCCCGCCGUCAUUGAGGGGCUCUGUGCGGUUUGUCCGACGUCCUUGAGCAACUUGUACAGCUAA